Cryptomeria japonica (Japanese cedar) is the source of this 507-nucleotide messenger RNA. RefSeq lists its product as uncharacterized. The transcript is spliced from 2 exons. The record is from RefSeq and is a predicted model, not a curated record. NCBI's taxonomy places the organism in Eukaryota, Viridiplantae, Streptophyta, Pinopsida, Cupressales, Cupressaceae. Bases 1 to 507 code for a protein of 168 amino acids.
AUGCAAGAAAUCAAGAAUGCCAUUAAGGCUCUCAAGGAUAACAAGGCCCCAGGCCCUGAUGGACUUCCAACUGAAUUCUACAAAACCAACAUUGAUUGGAUCUCUGAUGACCUGUAUGACAUCUACAAUGAAGCCCUUGACACUGGCACACUGGGGGAGUUCAUAAAUAGGGGUAUUAUUAAGCUUAUUCCAAAGGAGGGGGACAAAGCCCUAAUUAAAAAUUGGAGGCCAAUCACCCUCCUCAACGUCUGUUUUUUGAUGAAUCUUGAGAGAAACAAGCUCCUCCGAUUCCUGAAGGAUGGCAGAGCGACCAUGUUUGUUUAUGAGAUGCAAGAUGGGUAUGAAUGGGCCAGGAUUGCAGAGAAUCAGACCUCCUUCGAUAAGGCAGUGAAGAAGCCGAUAAAAGAUCUACAGGACAGCAGGCCUCCUCCCUUCAACAGGAUAGAGAUAUGCUCCCAGAUCCUGGCAAGAAAGAAGGUGGUUUGGAUGGAAGGAGAACAAGGCUAG